AAUGCGUGGUGGUGUACCUGGACGACAUCCUCAUCUACUCGCGCGAUAUGCAGCAACACGUCCAACACUAGCGACGCAUCUUCGACAUUCUCCGACGAGAACGAUUCUACGUCAAUGUCAUCCAAGAGCGAAUUCGCCCUCGAGAAAGUCCAAUUCCUAGGACACAUGGUGAGCACUCAAGGAGUUCACAUCGACCCCAAGAAGAUCAAAGCCGUACACACGUGGAAGACACCCGAGAACGUGAAGGAGUUGCAACAAUUCCUAGACUUCACUAACUACUACAAUAGGUUCGUGCCACAGUACGCAAAAAUCGCAACGCCACUCACGAAUCUGCUGAAGAAGAACACGCCCUAUAAGUGGGAACCAAAGCAUAAAAAAGCCAUAGAGCAGUUGAAACAAGGACUCACGUCCGCGCCUAUACUCAUCUUGCCAGACCCCGAACGCGACUUCGUCAUCGAAGCUGAUGCCAGUGGCCAGGCAGUGGGAGCAGUCUUAAUGCAAGACCAGGGGAAUGGACUGCAACCAAUCGCCUACCUCAGCAAGAAACUACACGGGGUAGAACUGAACUACCCGAUACAUGACAAGGAGGCCCUUGCUAUUAUCAUCGCCUUCAAAACGUGGAGAUGUUAUCUCGAAGGACGACAAACAACCGUCUACACCGACCACUACAGCCUGAAAUAUUUGAAGACACAACCAAACCUCUCCAGGCGGCAGGUCCGGUGGAUUGACUUCCUCGAGACGCACUUCCACUAUGACAUCGUGUACAAGCCCGGCCACAAAAACAAAGUAGACGCUCUUAGCCAGCCUGCACACGUUGCCGCCAUCCAGGUCGAAGGGAUGAACCCACUUCUCAAGGGACUCUUCACACACGGGUACGCCAUCGACCCCGAAAUUCCUUUGGCAGCAAAACGGCAACUGCUACUGUGGGACACAGACAUCGCAUAGCGGAAGGGAUCAACGAAAAUAUGGGUACCCAAUUGCCCACCUUU
Messenger RNA from Closterium sp. NIES-67, 989 nucleotides. The record is from the annotation of a GenBank genome assembly. Lineage: Eukaryota; Viridiplantae; Streptophyta; Zygnematophyceae; Desmidiales; Closteriaceae.